Scatophagus argus is the source of this 6304-nucleotide messenger RNA. RefSeq names its product rab GTPase-activating protein 1. The transcript is spliced from 27 exons. Lineage: Eukaryota; Metazoa; Chordata; Actinopteri; Scatophagidae. The record is from RefSeq and is a predicted model, not a curated record. The coding region runs from base 234 to 3509 and encodes 1091 amino acids.
CACUGACAGGCGCAUGCGCGGUAUGGGUGUCAGCGGGUUGGUUGGGCUUGUGUUUACAGCUCUGCUGGAUGCUGUUGGCUGCUGAUGUUACUGGGAAAGUGCAAUGUUGUGCCAGCCGCCAUUGGAAUAAAUAUAACAGUGGGAAUAAAGGUGAUUUUGUUCAUCAUCUCCCACCGCUUCCUCCUCCCGUCUUCCAUUCAUGAGCAGCGUGGCUGAGUUUAACAGCGGCAGCCAUGGAUGAUAAGGGCUCGGUGGGGAAGAUUAGCUUGUCUUCGGACUCAGUGUCCACUCUCAACAGUGAGGACUUUGUCCUCGUGUCCCGGCUGGGGGACGAAACACCCUCCUCCACUAAUAAUGGUAGUGACGAUGAAAAGACAGGACUGAAGGUGAUAUCUGAGGAAGGGGUCAGCUUUAAGAUCGUGGGUAAUGGAAGUGAACAGCAGCUUCAGAGGGAGUUAGAGGAUGUCCUCAUGGACCCAUCUGUAGCAGACACUGGGCUUGGAUCAGAAGCAGGAAUGGACACCCUUGGUGCAGGCGACCAUGGCCUUCUUCCCACUACAGCAUCACCUGUAGCGCCAGGCUCUGACCCUCUGAGUGCACCAUCCCCCAAGUUGGAGAUGGUGCUUCCUGUUCAGACAGCUCAGGAGAGUGAGCUGAAUGAGAGGUCAUACCGAGCAGAUGAAUCAUCAUCAGAUGGAAGUCCUGGCAGUCCCAUUCCAGAUGAGGAUAGCGUUGUGUUCAGUCAGCUGACGUACCUGGGGUGUGCCUCAGUCAACGCCCCCCGCAGUGAGGUCGAAGCCCUCCGUAUGAUGAGUAUCCUCAGAGGGCAGUGCCAAGUCCCUCUGGAUGUUACACUGUCUGUGCCAGGUGUGUCCGAAGGCACUGUCAGGUUGCUGGACCCUAAUGCCAGUACGGAGAUUGCCAACUAUCCAAUAUAUAAGAUUCUUUUUUGUGUGCGAGGCCAUGAUGGCACACCAGAGAGCGACUGUUUUGCCUUCACUGAGAGCCACUACAAUGCUGAGAUCUUCAGGAUCCACGUGUUCCGCUGCCAAAUCCGAGAAGCGGUCAGUAGGAUACUGUACAGCUUUGCCACAGCGUUUCGGCGGUCAGCUAAGAAGGCAGUCCUGUCAUCACAGCAGGCCGCUCCGCUCACCCCUGACAGUGACUUGUUUACCUUCACCGUCAGUCUGGAAAUCAAGGAGGAUGAUGGCAAGGGUACUUUCAGUGCUGUAGCAAAAGACAAAGACAAGCAGAGCUUCAAACUGCGUGCAGGAAUGGACAAGAAAAUUGUCAUUUAUGUCCAGCAGACCUCCAAUAAGGAACUGGCCAUUGAGAGGUGUUUCGGCCUCCUGCUCAGCCCAGGGAAAAAUGUGAAGAACAGCGACAUGCACCUGCUAGACCUGGAGUCAAUGGGAAAAAGCUCAGACGGGAAGUCUUACAUCAUCACAGGAAGUUGGAACCCCAACACGCCUCAGUUCCAGGCUGUGAAUGAGGAAACACCCAAAGAUAAAUUCAUGUACAUGACGACAGCAGUGGACCUGGUGAUAACUGAGGUGGAGGAGCCAGUGCGUUUUCUGCUGGAGACGAGGGUCAGAGUGUGCUCCCCAAAUGACAGGCUGUUCUGGCCCUUCAGCAAGCGUAACUACACUGAGACCUUCUACCUUAAACUACGGCAGAUGGAACGUAAGGAGCGUAAGAGUCCUGCUUCUGACACACUUUACGAGGUGGUGAGUUUGGAAAGCGAGACUGAGAGAGAGAAACGAAAGACCACAGCCAGUCCCGGUAUCCUGUCCACCGGGACUGGUACCAUGGUUCCUUCACCACCCGAGGAUGAUGAGGAGGAAGAUAACGAUGAGCCAUUACUUAGUGGGUCAGGCGAUGUUUCCAAGGAGUGUGCCGAGAAGAUCCUGGAGACCUGGGGAGACUUGUUAUCCAAGUGGCAUAUGAACUUAUCAGUACGCCCCAGGCAGCUACCAGCUUUGGUGCGGAGUGGCAUCCCUGAGGCUCUCCGUGGGGAAGUGUGGCAACUCCUGGCAGGCUGUCAUAACAAUGACCACCAGGUAGAAGAGUACCGGACUCUUAUUACAAAGGAGUCCCCUCAGGACAGUGCCAUCACCAGAGACAUUAACAGGACAUUCCCAGCUCAUGACUACUUCAAGGACACUGGAGGAGAUGGACAAGACUCCCUCUACAAGAUCUGCAAGGCUUACUCUGUUUAUGAUGAGGAGAUUGGUUACUGCCAGGGACAAUCCUUCUUGGCUGCUGUGCUGCUGCUGCACAUGCCAGAGGAGCAAGCUUUCAGUGUGCUGGUCAAGAUCAUGUUUGAUUACGGGCUCAGGGACCUUUUUAAGCAGAACUUUGAAGAUCUGCAUUGCAAGUUCUUCCAGCUAGAGAGACUCAUGCAGGAAUAUAUACCAGACCUGUACAACCAUUUCCUGAACGUGGGUCUGGAAGCUCAUAUGUAUGCGUCUCAGUGGUUCCUUACCCUCUUCACUGCCAAGUUCCCUCUUUACAUGGUCUUCCAUAUCAUUGACCUGUUACUGUGUGAGGGUAUCAGUGUGAUCUUCAAUGUAGCCUUGGCACUUCUGAAGACAUCAAAAGAUGAUCUGAUCCAAACAGACUUCGAGGGUGCACUCAAAUUCUUUCGUGUCCCGGUUCCAAAGAGGUACCGUUCUGAGGAAAACGCGAAGAAACUGAUGGAGCUGGCCUGUAGCAUGAAGAUCAGCCAGAAAAAGCUGAAGAAAUUUGAGAAGGAGUACCACACCAUAAGGGAGCAGCAGGAGCAGCAGGAGGCCCCCAUCGAGAGAUAUGAGCGGGAGAACCGUCGUUUGCAAGAGGCUAACAUGCGUCUGGAGCAGGAGAAUGACGACCUGGCACAUGAACUAGUCAGCAGCAAGAUAGCCCUGCGUAAAGACCUUGACAAUGCUGAGGAGAAGGCAGAUGCCCUGAAUAAAGAGUUGCUGCUGACCAAACAGAAACUGGUGGACUCUGAGGACGAGAAGAGACGACUGGAGGAAGAGUCUGCACAGCUGAAAGAGAUGUGCAGACGAGAGCUUGAUAAAUCGGAAUCAGAGAUAAAGAAGAACGGCUCCAUUAUUGGAGAAUAUAAACAGAUCUGCUCCCAGCUGAGUGAACGACUGGAGAAACAACAGACAGCCAACCGUGGAGAACUGGAGAAAAUCCGGUCCAAGGUGGAAGGUUGUGAGAGGUGCAGUAGUCUUUUCAACAAAGAGGGUCGUGUGCGGGCCGCUGUGACCACGGCCCCUGCUGGGGGGACUGAGGAGACAGAUGAGGAGAAGGAGGGCUUGAAGAACCAGCUGAGAGAGAUGGAGCUGGAACUCGCACAGACCAAACUGCAACUGGUUGAGGCUGAGUGCAAAAUCCAGGACCUGGAGCAUCACCUGGGUCUGGCCCUCAAUGAGGUUCAGGCUGCCAAGAAGACCUGGUUCAACCGAACACUCAGUUCCAUCAAGACAGUCACUGGGACCCAGGGCAAGGAGACCACCUAACCCAAUAACCCCAUCAUCUGGUUCUACCCAGACCACGUGUGGAGCUCAGUGCAACUCUCCACGCUGAAACCUCUGGACGCCUAACUCAACCCACCGGGCCAUCAUUUUAACUUGAACAUUGACCUUUACAUCCCAGGAUGACCAUUACUACAAACUGUGUUACUCGUUCCUCUUAUCAUAAAUGUCCUCGUGUUUCCCCCUGUUGCCACCCCUCCUGAUCAGAUCAUCCCCAUCCAAUUCGUCGCCUCUCCAACCCAAAUGACUACAGCCCACUGUGCUGAUGAGAAGGGGUUGAAAAACACCAGAUGAAUUAAAAUGGUACCACUUGCCCCAGAGACACGAUGUGCUUCCACCAAUCACAGAAAGGAAAAAAACAAAAAAGAGAGAGAAAUGCUUCAUUUAUUUCUGUCUUUGUACUGCUGAUGUUAAAGACCCGCAGAAGGGAGGUGGGACAUCUGAACUGCAACUGUCCUGAUGGGACAAAGAAGACAAAACACUCCGUCCUUCCUCACUGUUCUGCGUGCUCCCCUCCAAACUACUGGCACAAACCAACUGGUCCCUGUAAAAUGUUUGUUUUAGGUACGAGAGCUAAUAGACGCCUUUUCAAAACGGAGCUUUUUCUAAUUUACGUUGAACAGUACCUUUCUUUUUCUAUGAAUGUGCUCAUGUAAAGGAGGAUAUGUGUGCGUGAGUGUGCAUGGUUUUUUGUUUUGUGCUGACUUUGAGGUGUAUGUGUUGAUGUGAGUGUGUGAGUCUGAAAAAAAAUGUGUUUGAAUGCAUAAAUAAUUGACUGAAAUAAUGUCAAAUGUGUGUAUAAAAGGAAGGUGGAGAGCAUGUGGAAGUCCAAGGGAAAGAAAAAGCACUACAGUUAUGAGUGUGUGCAUGCAUGUAAGGGAAGCUUUUCCUGAUUGUCAAGUUUCCUUUAAUGUUCCAAUGUGUAUAUGUGAGUGUGAGUGAGUGUAUAUGAUGUUGCUGACAAAGCCUUGAUUUGAAGGUUGAUAAAGAUGAAACUAGUGGAUAAGAAUAUAUAAUUUACAGUCAGAUCGAAAUGGUAAAAGCUGUUGCGAUCGCCAACAGCAGUUUAACUUUCCUCAAGUCAAAUUUCAGAUGCAACACAUGCUGGAGGUUUGUUUGGUUUGGAUGUCCCAGCACAAAGAAACUAGAAUAAAAAGCUUCAAACCAGGCAAACCUCUGCAUGUAGUUUGCAGUAUGUGUAUGUAUGUUAGAACACUGUUUAACCCCAGAGUUACUUUGGCUUCAGGGGAAGUCAAAAUGGGAAAAAAAACUAAACAAAACACACAAAUAGACCGUAAUUCCUACUGCACUUUAACACACCUUUAUAACCCACCUCCCUCUACCCUGGUGCCAGCUGUGCUCUUUGACCUUUGACCUGGUAGAGUCAUGUUUUGUACCUUGCUGAGCAGCAUGGCUGACCAUGUUGUGUUUAGUUUUCUCAGUUCAGUCAGAACUUUGUGACUCCUCUUUUACUACUCACUACCAUUGCACUGUUAAUUUUAUACAGAGGUGGGUACAGAACAAACACUCAGUGGCCACUUUAUUAGGAACACCUGCUUGUUAGAGCAGUUGUGUUCAUAAGAAACUGUUCAAAACAAUUGUCAGAAUUAGCAUAAAAAGCUCAUAUCCUGUGUUGAGCAAAAGUUUUGUUCUUGGCUCAUGGGCCCUUAAUGCCAAUGCAUUAUUACUGUCCAGGUGUGACAAAGCACUCUUCAUCACAAGAUGGCUCCAGUAACAUGAGAGAAACUUGUAUUUAUUCCAGCUGCCUGCUCUCGACUCAGUAGAGCUCCUUCGGGAGGAGGUGGAACAGGAUAACCACAGCACAAGCAUCUCGCAUCUUCCCAAAAAAAAAAAGAUCAGCCAGAAUUGAUCGACUAUCGAACCAUCGUAGAGCAAAAUCCUUGUGAAACAUUUUCAGUUCAUGCCUCACAGAAUUCAAUAUGUUCAGGAGGGAGAAAAAGCAGAUCUUAAGCUAUUGGUGGCCACUGAGUGUACUUAGACACACUUUUGUAUUUGUAAGGGCAGAAAAGUCACACACACUUGUCACCUGCUAGAAGUGUAACUGUGCACCUUAAGUGUGGAUCAGUAUCACAGUCGCAGGAAUUCAGAGGUUGAAAGAGGGGUCAAAGAGGCAAGCGGUCCAGGCGAGUCCCGAGGGGAUGGGGAUGGAGGAGGGGUGUUUGAAAAGUGCUUGCUUGUAUGUGUGUGUUUUCAUAUCAAGCUGACUAGAAAGUGGAGUUCAACAAUAUUCAAAUUUCUAUUCAUACUUAUCAUAUUAGACUGCAGCAAAAAAACAAGAAAAAUCAGCAUUUCUUUUGUCAGCCUAAAAUAAACAUUUGCUGUAAAUUGUAUCUAACUUGAAGGUUGGAUCUGAUUGGCUGGAAUCUACUUGUAAUGUCCAGGAGAAGUCCAGAAGAGGUAGAAAGAAAGGUCAAAAAGGCUGUUGCUAAAGGCACUGGGAUGUACAUAACAAACAUUAAAAAAAAAAAGAAUAUUGAGUUUUUGUUUAUGAUUUUCUACUCUGUAACUAUAACUAAUGUUGCCUACUUGUACCUACCUACCUGCUGCCGUGCUACAGUUUAAUCCACAACGAUGUUUUAUGUUUUUAAUGUUCAUUUUGCUCCAAGCUUCUCAGUCAGACUGCUGUUUGGUUCAUUAAAUGCCAAAAUGUAGCUUUAUCAUCCAACAACGAAAACAUUAUCAACGUGUGGAAAUUGUAAUAGUGUAGGAUGCAUUGUGUAUACUUCAUGAAUUUCAAUAUAAAGAUAUCAACACAAAAA